Molecule: messenger RNA, 1663 nt
Organism: Linepithema humile (Argentine ant)
Lineage: Eukaryota; Metazoa; Arthropoda; Insecta; Hymenoptera; Formicidae
Source: RefSeq, a predicted model, not a curated record
UAAGAAUUACAAAUUUUCAUUUGUUGACUUAUGAUUUGUUCAGGAUACGAUAAAUUCGCUACCAUUACAAACAAUGAUCCGUUUUUUUGUCAUUUUAACAUAUCACAUAUCGUCUGUGCAACAAAUUUCAUUUGCUCAUCCCUCUUUGUUCUGAUUACAAAAUUGUUUGACAUAGGUACUGACACAGUUAGUAAAUUCAACAAAUAUGUCGAUAAUAGUUCUUAUUGUUAAUGCUUUUUGCACCACCAACAAAUUAAAAUAUUCGAAUUUGUUGCUGCAGCAAAUGAAAUGCGCGGACGAAAGUGCGCAGCGAUAGCACAUGUUUCGGCUUGUCGUAACGGCAAACUUCUAAUGUGCGCUCGUUUUCCUUUCGUUUCCACAACUGUGAUCAGUAAAAUGAGUGGUGAAGAGAAACAAGCCGAACAAGAUGCUGUUUCCGAGCGGCUGAGACGUUGGGGUUUGAGUAAUCAAGUUGUGCAAGCAUUUAAAGAUCAAAAAAUUACUCAGCAAGUAUUUCCUUAUAUAGAUCAAGAUACAAUACGUGAAUUAAUUCCACUGGCUGGGGAAAGGCUAUUAUUUAAUAUUAAAUUUAAAGCUGAAAUCCAAAACGUUCAGAUCCAAAACGCUGAGAUUUUACAAAUUCAUGAUCCCAUUGACAUAUUAAGAGAUACUGAGGAGAUCCAGCUUUCUGAACAGGUCAUAAUCAAUACUGAGGUUGAAGUAAAUGUACAAGAGGAUCUUACAGAGGAUCUUAUUAAUGAGGAUCUUACAGAAGAGUUACAAACCAGAAUUACAGCUGUUACUGAUGGUGCAGUAACAUUGAAUAAUAAUACACGCAAUAAUAGAAAUAAUAUUGAACCUUCUUCAACUCAGCUAAAAGAGAGAGAGAGAAGAUUUCAAACUCCUUAUCAAUCAAAAAAUGACGUUGAAAAUGAAGAAAACUCUGAAUAUGACUUGAGAUCAAUAUUAAAAAGUAGUGAUAAAGGACGAAUUGUACUUCAGGCUUAUGAAACAGAAAAAAAAUUAAACAACAAAUAUCGAAAUUAUCUAGCUGAGGCUAUUAUUAAUUCAGAACUGAAAAAUGACCUGGACAAGCGCUUGUCAUGUGAUCGGCUUGAUAUGAUUUCACAAAAAAUUUUACAGAUUUUUCCUACUGAAACAAAGGAAAUAUACAUUGAUAUAGAUCCUAGUAGUGGUAUUUGCAACACUGGAAAGGGUAAACUAUACAGUAAGUGGUAUAAUAAACGCCGGCAACUUAUCCGUUUGAAUUUGAUUUCAUCAGGAGGAAGAAAAGAGCAUCGAAAGGGUAAAAAACGUGAAAGAGAAAAUGAUGAAAUUGAUGAAUCCAUUGAGGUUCAUGAUGCUUUACUGUGGCUAAGGAACAGUUCUCAACCUUGGCCAAAAGUACUAGAAUAUUGGCAGCUGACUUCAAGUCAGCGGUGGAUCGAAUUAGUGAGAGGAAACCUAUCUAUAGGAGAAUAUAUGGCCCAGUAUCCAGCUCUGGAUAACGAAAAAGGGUACACACUGCUUGAGCUUGAUUUUGAGAGGAAAUAUACUGACAAAUUUAUGAAAUUGUUUGUGAACUGGCGGAAACUAUCAGAUUUUUUAUUUGGAAAAAUAUCUGCAAAAUUAAAAGAUUUUUGCAAUGAUGAAGUUUCUGAUG